Molecule: messenger RNA, 1753 nt
Organism: Salvia miltiorrhiza (redroot sage)
Lineage: Eukaryota; Viridiplantae; Streptophyta; Magnoliopsida; Lamiales; Lamiaceae
Product: tetrahydroberberine oxidase-like
Exons: 1
Coding region: 36-1625 (529 amino acids)
Molecular function (GO): oxidoreductase activity; FAD binding
Source: RefSeq, a predicted model, not a curated record
CAAAACUCAUCACCAUCUUCUCAAAAUCACAAAUCAUGAAAACUGCUUCAAUCUCAACUCUCUCUUUCUUUCUUCUCCUCAUCUGCUUAUCCUCAUCCACAGCUUCUGCAGAUAGCCAUGACAAUUUCCUACAAUGCCUCUCCCAACAAUUCCAAAACUACUCCUCCAUUUCCAACGACGUUUACACUCCUGCAAACUCAUCAUACACUCCCAUCCUUCUAUCCGCCAUCCGAAACACGAGAUUCGCGUCGGAAUCUACUCCGAAGCCGCAGGUGAUCAUAACCCCGGAGCACGAAUCCCAGAUCCCGCCCGUCGUAGCCUGCGCCAGACGGAGCGGUCUGGAGAUCAGAACUCGAAGCGGUGGCCACGACAUGGAGGGACUGUCUUACGUGUCACAGGUCCCGUUCGUGAUCGUUGACUUGGUCAACCUCAGCGACGUCGCAGUCGACAUCGAGGAAAAAACCGCGUGGAUCGGAGCGGGCGCAACGACGGGUUCCGUGUACUACAGGAUCGCGGAGAAAAGCCCGGUUCUCGCGUUCCCUGGCUCCAUCUGCACCACAGUGGGCGUCAGCGGCCACUUCAGCGGAGGCGGCUACGGCCCACUGAUGAGGAAACACGGCCUCGCCGCGGAUAACGUGAUCGAUGCGAGAAUAAUUGACGUGAACGGCAGGAUCCUCGACAGGAAAUCAAUGGGCGAGGAUCUUUUCUGGGCGAUCAGAGGCGGCGGGGGCGCCAGCUUCGGCGUGAUCGUGGCCUGGAAGGUACAACUGGUGGAUGUUCCAGAAACCGUCACUGUUUUCUCCAUCAUCAGGCCGUUGGAGCAGAACGCGACGGAUUUGAUCCGUCGCUGGCAAUACGUGGGGCCUGAAGCCGACAGAGAUCUUUUCGUCGGUGUCUACAUGUUCAGGGUUAACUCCACCAUCCAAGCCAACUUCUUCUCCCUCUUCCUCGGCGGCGCAGACAGAUUAGUUGCAGUGAUGCGAGAAACCUUCCCCGAGCUAGGGCUAACAAGAGAAGAGUGCCAAGAAAUGAGCUGGGUUCAAUCCACCCUAUUCCUCAACCAAGGGCAGCAGGAGCCGCUCGAGGUCCUGCUGAACCGGACUCAACCCGGUCUAAGACAGCUCAAGACAAAAUCCGACUACGUGCAGACGCCCAUGUCGGAGGGCGCCUUCGACGGCAUCGUGAGAAUGCUGCACGAGCCGGAGGCCGACGAGACGCUGAUGUACAUGGUCCCAUACGGCGGGAGAAUGGACGAGAUUCCAGAAUCUUCCACUCCGUUUCCACACAGAGCCGGCAACUUGUACAUGAUCGCCAGUUUAGUAUAUUGGCAAGACGACGAGGCUCAAGAUACGGAAAGGUACCUGAGUUGGAGCAGAAGGUACUACAGUUACAUGACUCCUUACGUCUCGAGCUCGCCCAGGCAAGCGUAUCUGAACUACAGAGAUCUCGACGUCGGAGUGAAUAACCCUAACGGGGAGACGAGCUUCGCGAGAGCCAGCGUUUGGGGAAGGAAAUAUUUCAAGAAUAAUUUCGAUCGUCUCGUGAAGGUUAAAACGGUGAUUGAUCCGACCAAUUUCUUCAAGAAUGAACAGAGCGUUCCACCGUUGCAUUCUAAGUGGACUUAGAAAUGGAGUCAGCGCCUGAUUAAUUUCUCGCAAUAACUGCUUGUUAGCUUGAUUGUUUUGAUAUUUUUUUAUGUUUAUUUACUAUCUUUGUACUUAAUUAAAAUAAUAAAAUGUGUUAUUUAUUUUUU